UCGAAGAAGAAGAAGAACGACACCUCAAACCAUCGUAGUUUGAACCAUGGAUCUGCGACACAGGUGCUAUGGUUUCGGUAAAAACAGUCGUGACUAGCUCCAUAACGAUUUCCAUAACGAUUCAUCGUACUGUGGGGGUUAAUCUGCGAGUUGCGUCGUUGUACGGGAAUCGCACCCCAGAUUCUGUGAUUAACAGCAGAGACUGAUUUAAAGACACUGAGCAUCACUAUGACGUCGCUGCUUGUGCUGCUGCUUCUCUGGGCUUUUCCUCUUUCAAAUUCUAAAGGACGACUAAGACAAUUCCUACUAACAAGUGAAAGAUUCACCAGAGAUGCUGCAGUGAAUGAAUGCAGAACAAACUACACUGCCCUCGCCACAGUUUAUGACCAACAAGACAAUAUAGAAUUAAUGACACUGCUCAUUAAUAUUACUGAUGGAUCCAACCCUAGUGGAUGGAUUGGUACAAAGAUAGGAAAUAGUCACUGUAAGAAAUGGUCAAAUGGUGAUGAGGUCACAUUUGGCCGAAACUUUACAAGUUAUACGGAUUCACGCUGUGCUGCUAUGAAGGCAGAUGGAGACUGGGAAUUUCUCACAUGUACUGUGACAAGACACUUCAUGUGUUAUAAGCAAGAUGUUGAGCGAGCGUUAUAUAAAUUAAUCCUUCAAACGAAAACCUGGUUUGAGGCUCAGCUGUACUGCAGAGAGAAUCACACUGAUUUAGUCAGCAUCAGUAAUGAAGAGGAAAAUGAAAAGGUAUGGAAUGAAGGAAAAGAGAGUAAUAAUCCUUUCUGGAUCGGCCUGCUGGAGGACAGUGUGGAAUGGUCUGAUGGAGGACAAUCAGCUUACAGAAACUAUGUAGGAGAACUGAGCGGAGAUUAUAUAUUUUUGAAUCAAGAUGGGAAUUGGAGUAAAAGUAAUAAAGACAUUGUCCAACAUGCCUUUUGCUACAAAAGCUUCAUUCAUGUGAGUCUGGGUAAAAUGUCCUGGGAGGAAGCUCUGGAUUACUGCAGCAGUAACUUUUCUGGACUACUGCGCAUUGAGUCGGAGGAUGAUCAGAUAGAAACGGAGCGAGAAAUAAAAAGACAGAAUAUUUCAGAGCCAGUGUGGGUGGGGCUUAGACAGAGUCGACUUUUCGGAUUCUGGAUCUGGUACAAUGGGCUCAGUGUGGGAAACUGGACCAACUGGAAAGAAGGAAGUCCACCAGAACAUCAAGUGUCCCAGCACUGUGCUGCCUUAGAGAAGGUGAAAGGUCAAUAUAAAUGGUGUGAUAAAGACUGCAGAUCUGAAUUUAUAACUUUAUGUGAGUUAAAGUAAUAUACCUCUCUUUUAUGCUCUUUGAUUUAUCGCAUGCACAGUUUUCAGCGCUCCGAAUGAGGAAAAAGAGCUAAUGCGUUCAAUAGUAAAUAGUGGCAUCAUUCAUCUCUUGUAUAAUAAAGCUCUUAUUGUUAGCAAUAGAAGCUAGUUUGUAAUGCUGUACCUGUAGUGGUUCUGUUGACUUUUUCAUGUUUAUCUCAUUGAUUCAAUUGAUUAAUUAUUUUGUUGUAAACCUUUAUGCCCCGUACCAAGACAUUAACAUUAAAAGUUUUUCAUGGACAUUA
Carassius carassius (crucian carp) is the source of this 1598-nucleotide messenger RNA. Its product is annotated as C-type lectin lectoxin-Lio2-like. Lineage: Eukaryota; Metazoa; Chordata; Actinopteri; Cypriniformes; Cyprinidae. The coding region runs from base 229 to 1314 and encodes 361 amino acids. The record is from RefSeq and is a predicted model, not a curated record. The transcript has 5 exons.